Molecule: messenger RNA, 790 nt
Organism: Hypoxylon trugodes
Lineage: Eukaryota; Fungi; Ascomycota; Sordariomycetes; Xylariales; Hypoxylaceae
Exons: 3
Coding region: 338-583 (81 amino acids)
Source: RefSeq, a predicted model, not a curated record
UAUCUCCAAUGUCGAUCAAUUGUCACAUGAAUCGGUUAAGCUCCAUGGAAUAUGACGACAUGGCUACCGAUGAGAGACUGGUUCUAGAUAUGCGAACGCCAAAGUCAUCCGUGGGGGACCAAUAAGAGCCAUCUAGGUUAUCGUCGAGACAGGAAAUGAGUCGCAAGUAAGACGGGAUAAAAAGAUCGGAUCAUGCCACUCGAAACAUAGAUACACGCGAUCAUCUCUACAUUAAAACUUCGCCUAUUCCGACAAAUGGUACCGGACGUUCAAAUUCUACAUUUUCGCAUCCGUCUUGUAAAAUUGUUGAGCACACUACAAGCUCAAAAUUCUCAGUAUGGCCGGUAGUGAUAGUCGUAGGUCAUUUGGAAUUGGUGGCGCUGGCAACAUCCGAACGUGGGAAGAAUCCAUCAUACACGAUUCGGUAUCCGCGAGCGACGCCGUAAAACGACGAAAAAGCAGUCUUAUGAGCGCGGAGUCAAGCUCUGGGAAGAGUGCGGAGUCGAAGUCAUCGAGACUAUCAGGGCGAUUCAAGAGCAUAUUCAAUUACCGCCCCAAGUCGAUACCAGAAGUUACGAAGUAAACGAUCGAAAAGAGAUAUCCACGCGACGGCGUUAGACGAGUUGGUUUCACGCGAUACGAAGAUUUUAUGUCGGCACGUCAAAAGUUUGGUAUCAUUAAUUAGCCUGCCGAAUUUGGGCCUACAUAACAUAUCUGAAAUAGGGGUUUUCCUUGUCUGUGAGAUCUUGGAAGGCGAGCUUGGCUCUCUCGGUUUCGUCUUCUAUAAUGG